Messenger RNA from Dicrocoelium dendriticum, 203 nucleotides. The record is from the annotation of a GenBank genome assembly. NCBI's taxonomy places the organism in Eukaryota, Metazoa, Platyhelminthes, Trematoda, Plagiorchiida, Dicrocoeliidae.
AAUUUAACUCAGCAACUCCUGUCCCGAGUCAUCUGUUGGCCCGACAAGCUUGCUAUUUGUAUCGCCGCUCAGCUACAUGUUUUCGUUCCCAGUGGACUGAAGAGAAUGAAAAAUCGUUACAAGGUAGUUCGCAUGCUUUAUGCAAUUUGGAAGUCAAAGCUUCUGGGCAGGAGGUCGACGGAGUGAGAUCUUACUGUGACUAG